Messenger RNA from Rotaria sordida, 399 nucleotides. The record is from the annotation of a GenBank genome assembly. Lineage: Eukaryota; Metazoa; Rotifera; Eurotatoria; Philodinida; Philodinidae.
AUGAGUGAAUCAAUGAAACUUCGAGAUCUUCUUAAAAAGGCCAAACCUACACUUCAGUACGAAAUAAGAAAGAAAAAACCAACAACUACUAAGCAAUUUCUUGAAUAUGCUAAAGAAUCAGAGGAGCUUCUUCAACUAUCUAAUAUUGAUAUUGAUGUUGAUACAUAUGGUCGUAAUAAAUUUAAUCCACCUAGCCAAACACCAUCGACUGUAACAUUAACACCAUCAAAUGCAUCAAAUCCACAUAUUGAUACUACUCCUCUUCCUAUCUAUGAUCGAAAGAUAAAUUAUAAUAAUCACUAUAAUAGUAAUAAAUUUAACCUCAAUCGAAAUAAUGAUUAUAAUUUUCAUCCUUCUCAACCAUUUAAUUCAUCUCGAUCGUUUAAUUCAUUCAGCUAG